This is a messenger RNA of Macaca mulatta (Rhesus monkey), 8414 nucleotides long. NCBI's taxonomy places the organism in Eukaryota, Metazoa, Chordata, Mammalia, Primates, Cercopithecidae. The record is from RefSeq and is a predicted model, not a curated record.
AUAUGAGCGCUCAGGUUUCUGUCUCUUUCUUGCCUGCUUCCUUGCUCUGACUUUCUCAUUCUUCUAGGAACUGUAGAGAGAUUUCCCCCUCUCCUCCAUCUGCAGCCUCCCUGAGGCAGCCUUAGUGCAAUGGAAAGCAACUGGGAAUGGAGCCUGUCUGUGUGUCUGAAUAGCUGUGUGACCUUGGGCAGGUUACCCAGCUUCUCUGGGCCUUUCUUUUCUCAUUUGGAAAAUGAAGGUGUUGGAACAGUGAUCCCUGUCUAAGGGGCUGUGGGGUCACCUUCUCUUCCUCUCUUCUGCCACCCCAAGUCGUCUGUGUUGCGUGUCAUGCAGUGGGAGAGCACGUUGGUCCGGACCUCAAGCUACCCACGUUCUAGUCCCGCCUCUGUCAUUUCCUAGAGCUGUGGCCUCGGAUCCCUCCCUGGUGCCACAGCAGCUGAGUGCGCAUCAAAUCUGAAGAAAAUCUACACAGUACAGACAGUACAGAUAUUCUGGAGUGUAUACAAUAAUAUCCCUCCUGUGACUAGCCUGCCUUUGAGAUGCAGUUAUCAUUUAAUGAGAGGAGAGAGGCGACCACUUUGGGAAGAGGAGAGUAAUGCAAAGGGCGGCGUAUGGAAGAUGAAAGUCCCCAAGGACAGCACGUCCACAGUUUGGAAAGAGUUGCUGUUAGCAACCAUCGGGGAACAGUUCACAGACUGUGCUGCAGCAGAUGAUGAAGUAAUAGGAGUUAGUGUCAGUGUUCGGGACCGAGAAGACGUCGUCCAAGUCUGGAAUGUAAAUGCCUCUUUAGUGGGUGAAGCGACUGUUUUAGAAAAGAUCUAUGAACUUCUGCCCCACAUAACUUUUAAAGCAGUAUUUUAUAAACCCCAUGAAGAGCAUCAUGCUUUUGAAGGUGGACGUGGAAAACACUAAUUGCACUCUGUAAAGAAUUCUUUGUCCUUUGCUGAUUGGUUUUGGAAACGGUCUUAACAGGAGGGAGAGUGAAGAGAAGACUUGCCGAAGCCGAUGCUGGUCAAUUUAGAGUGGGUUUCUGUCCUUGCAGAUGGGCAAUUAGGACUCAAAGUGGCAGGUGGGGUGGGGGGAGAUUGUGUGGGUUUCUACCGUCACGUUACUUGCUUUUUUAAAAACAAAAAAACAACAAAAAAACCAUUUUUUUUGGCUUUCUAAAUUCUCUGUUCUUUUCACUCUGAAUUUUUUUUUUUGUGCCCUUUAAAAUUCCUUGUUCAGCCUAAUUAUUGUUUUCUACACUCCCCUUUCAUUGAGGCACAAGAAAUUGGUUUCCCUUUAAGUAGCUCUGCUGUACCUAGUUAAUGAGAAUAUGCAUAAUCGUGACAAUACUGCUUUUGAAUACCACACUGUACAAGGAGGAAUACUAGCUUGGAGAAACCUGUCUUCUGAUUAUGUGUUGUGACACAUUCCUAUGUGCUGUGAGCUGGGCAUUGUUUUUUUCUGUCCCAGGGAAAAGAAAAACCAUACUUAAUCUGAUUUUGCACUGACUGCACUCAAAUCUUUAAUUUUCCUUUUUAAAACUUUUUUUUAGUGAUAAAAGGAAAAUAAUAGUUGGAUUGCCUAACAUGAAAACUAUAAUCACAAUUCAGUAUCAGGAUAUAAAUCAAGCUCUAAGUCUUUGGACCCUUCGUAGAAACAUUUCUAACCCGAAUUUUAAUUUGGCCUUUUCAACCAAAGGCUUAGAGUGGUAGCAAGGGAUUUCUCCCACUAGGAAACCUGAUGUUUCUGAUUUAAAGAGAAGGUGAUAUUUUAAUUGUUUGGAUUAAGCUCCUUGCAAAGUUCGGAUGUGUUUACCCACUUAGGGCUUUCCCAGUGAACGCUAACACAUUUUGUUAAAUGAUCCCUUUCCCUGCUCACGUUGUGUGUCAUUUCUCAUCAUCAGUAGUCCUCCAGCCUGGGCAGCUGUCCCCACCCUUUCUCAUGUAGGUGCAGGAAGUUACAUCUCAUUUCCAGGAUGCAUGUGAACAUUUACAAAGUUGAACUUUGAGUGCAUUCAGCUCAUAUUAGUUAUUGGGAUUGUUGAUAUAUAUUGUAUUAUGCUACCAAAGAAAUAUUGGUUUUAUUAGAAGGAAAUGGUCAUCCUCUGGACCAUGGAGACGUGCUCAGAAUAUGCCGAUUUCCCUCUCCUGACUUUGCCAAGCCUUGGGCUGCUUUUGCCUGAUAAAAGGCAGGGCCAUUCAAAGACACUUCCCCCAGUCGGCUUGUUUGUGGAGUCACAGGAGGUAGUGUCUGCUCACACAUUUUUCAACAGGGCAGUAUACUCAGAACUUCACUGUACCUGGGAUUUUUAAUUCCUCUUGCAGUGUUGACCAGCAGAGAGACUCGAGGCUACUUUAAGCCUCCACUAUGUGUUUGUAGAUAAAAAUCUCCAUUCAAACAUUUUAAAGGACUUUGAACAUUAUCUGUUUAUAGAAGUCGUGCCCUUCACUUGGUUAGUAACCACCUCAGCCGUAAUACUUAUCAUCAUAGGUUUUUUAAAAUGCUUUUUUUUUUUCCCCUAAACUUGAGUUUCCUUAGUGAUUUCAAAAUGAAGUAUGAGAAUAUCAGAUCCCAUUAGCAAAAGCCUGGGACUUGUUUCUCCAGACAUUGUACUAACAUUCAACUUGUUUUAAAAUUGUGACUCAAGAAUUUUAAAAAAUUAUUCUGGACACGAAUUAAAACUCUUUUUUAUAAUAUAAGUAUUUUUCUGAUAGAUUAGAAAAAAGGAUAUAAUUGACUUCACUAUAAUUGUCGUAUAUAUUUCCAUAAGUAAAUGGAUUUUGAAGUAUUUUUAUUUUUUGAACUUUAUUUAAAGCAUGUGUGAUGACAUGUUCAACUUUUGCAUGUAUGUAGCCUUUGAAGUAAAAAUAAAAUAAAUAGGAAUGUCAGGCUCACGUUAAUAUUUCUAGUUUCUGUUUAUGAUCAUGGAACAUGACUAGCACACAAAGUAGAUUUUUGCCCCAGUGAACUUCUGCAACUGUUUCUGACCCUUUAGAAAAUACCAACUGUGAGAAGGAUUUAAUUUGCCUAAUGUUAAAAACCUAUCAUCUAAAUUACUUUCAGGGAGGAUUUUGUCAGAUUUUGGUUUGGAAAUCGUUUUAAUUGAAUAUUUAGUCAUAAUAGACUUUAUGAACUAAGCUGAUUUAAUCAGUUUAAAAACCUCUCAUUACCUUCUUAGAUUAAAGAAGCUAAUACUCUUUUGAGAUAGAAGGAAAUAUUUUGUGGGACAUGUGACUUUUGUGUUAAGGCAGUUUACCCAUCUUGGCCGAUGUGGAGAAAGUGCAAACUUCAGUAGAAUCCCGGUCUUUUCAUCCAAGUGCUUGCAGGUGCAGCGUUGUGCUCUGCAAGGAACCAUACAGAAACCAAAGAGCUCGCUUUUUUGUCUUUGUAAUUCCUUAGGGUCUGUGAUAUAUGCCAGGAAAUCUGAUUGAAACUAAUAUGCUUUUUAUUCUCCCAUUAUUGCCUAAAUUGUUAUAUCACAGGCACUUGCCUACACUGGGAAAGUAAGAACAAAUAAUGCCCAUUUAAUGUAACUUGCCUGUAUUUUGACUGUCUUUUGUAAGCACUUGCUGAACUGCUGACUUAACUCAGUUUUAAGAUUUCCUCUUUCCCCCCAGCUUUUCCACAUUUCUUAAAUGAGGGUACAAUUUACUGCAAACAUGUACAUUUAAUAUAAUAUUGCUGUUAGAUUCAUGGUACACUUUAUGAAGCAAAAACAUGAAAAGGAAAACACAACUCUAAUAAACUUUAAAUUACAGAUUGACUCUCUCUCACCCCUCUUCUUGAAUUUAGCCCACGUCUACACCAUGUACACAGGCACAGGACUUUAUGGCUUAGAAACUUUAGAUAUAAUUGGGUCCUAUAGACAUAACAUGCAAUCCACCAACUGAGCCUUGGCUGAACUUGUCCCCUGUUAAAGACGUAGGGCUAGCCAGCCAUAGAGCUGGGCAUUGAAGUCGGCAAAGUGUAUCCUGGUGCAAGCACCCUUAAAUGGAGAGUACUCAGGAUCUGCCAGCCUUAACCUGCCCACUGGCCACCCUAAUCAAGCACUAAAUAUCUGAUCCAAUCUGGCCACUGAUGUGACUCCGUAAUCAGACAUCUUCUUUGUAAACAGCUCCUCCUCCUCUCCCUCUCCCUCUCAGAGACAGAAGUAGUGCUGGGGUUUGGAGUUUGAAAAUAACCUUCCUAUGACAGGAAGUGGGCUUUUGCUGUUAGUUGCCCAACUCUUAGAGGAUCCCAACUUGUGUCUUUAGACAAAACUGACAGCCCUUGGAACGAUCACAUGGUGGCGCUGCCUUCCAGCCAACAGUUCUGGCUCAGCUGCAGAAUUUAUCCAGCUAUGUUUGUGGAAUUCUUUUACGAUCCUACUGCAUUUUGCUCCUAUGCUUUUAUAAAAAUUUGACGAGAAAAUGUAAAAAUGAUACUUGGCAAUAAGACAUUUAGCUUUCAUGCACCUAAUAAAAAUGUGUCAAAGCUAGAUCGCUCCAGAUGUGCUUAAAAUAUCUCAAAUCCUAGGCUCUCAUUGGGCUUAUAAGUGGUUGGGAAGAAAAAGAAUAAAAUAAACUUACAUAUAGGAGAUAUGGAAAAUAUUUCAUCAAAUAUUAUGCCCAAAGAGAGAAAAUUAGGAGUUGAUUUUUUUUUUUUUUUUUUUUUUUUAGCUCUCUGAACAUGGAAGUUCCCUUUAAAAAUGUAAUUCUACCCUUCACCUUCCCCACAUUGUAUGUUUCUGUAAGAUUUUACUCAUUACAAAUGAAAGUAGAGGACUGCCUGUGAAUUGUUUAUUUCUGAAAAGAAUAUAUUGAGAUCAGUUAAAAUUACUCAAGAGUUUGGUGACUCAGGAUUGUAAAAAGCCUGGAUCUCAACAGCUGGGAGGAGUCAGAGGGUGACGUGGAAAAAAAAUAGGGACUGAGGGGCAAUGAAAAGUCCCUUUGAACCUGUGGUCAUGUAUAGCAAUUAGAGUGGGUUGCCCUUCUACUUCUCCCAAGAAGAAAUCCCAUAUAGAUUCCUUUCAUGUCAGAUUAUACUGUUCUGAUUUUAUUUUCUAUUAUUUUUACAUAUACAUCCAAAUCUAAUAAUACUUAUUCAGAUUGACCCACUGAGACCAAAAGUCACUGUCUUGUAUUCUAGAAAUUCUUUCAUGUUGCUGACAUGAAUCCAUUUUUAAAAGAAAACUCAGGGACUCUUAGAAUUUUAGAGUGGAAGGGACCUUUGAGAUCAUCUACCAGUGCUUCUCACCCCUUAGCAUUCAGCAAAAUCACUCAGAUACUUACUUAUUGUGCAUAAUUCUUGACCCCAGCACUAGAAAUCUGGGAGGAUAUCUGCAUAUUUAACAAGUACCCUAGUGAUUCUAAUGCUGAUGGUGCUCAGAUCACUCUUGGAGAACCUCUGAUUUUAUCCAACUCCCACAUAUGACAAAUGAGGAAAGCCUCCCAACCCUAAGCUCUGUCAGGUGGCCUGAUUCCAAUAUAUGAUACCAACAAUCUUAUGAAGGCUGGAGAAAGCCAUUAAUACUGAGACUUGAGUAGAUGAUGCUCGUAAAUAAGAACUUUAUGGCUGGGACCACAGCAGUCAUAGGAGCCCAUCCCUGGCAGUCCAUAAUAUAAAGCCUUUAAUACAGAGUGGUGGUUUUUCUCUUUUCUAAAUACCAUUUCAGCCUGUUAAGAGAAAAGAAAUUAAUGUUCAGAAAAGUAGUUACUCCAUAUGUGCAGUAACUACUUUUCUAUAAUGUCUUAUGGCAUCUGGGGUUCAGCAUCAUUGAACAAGAUUAAAUGAACGUUAUAGAGCUAUAAAAUUGCAUGUAAAAUAACGCAAAACUGUUCAAAUGACUAUCAAAGUAGCCUGGGAAUGAAUUUCCACUAAAAUUAAUUGUCACUUUCAAAACGUAGCUUAGCAAAGCUGUUACUAAACGGGAGAGAUCCGUUAAUACAUAGAAAUGUCAAAAAAAAUCAAAUAAGUAUUCCCUAAACGAUGUGAGUGAUAAGCAAAAGUCAUUGCGAAGUCAGUAUUUUUUUGUUCAUCAUUGCUACUGAAAUUUAGAGUUCCAUUGUGUAUGUGUGUCUUGAGUGUACCUUAUUAGAAUAUCCAAUACAAUAGCUUUUGGAUAUUCUAUGCUUUUGUGUCCUUCAGAAAUCAUGAGAUUGAAGGAAUCUGUGUUAAAUGUUUUUGUUUUGGUUGCUGCCUGAAAAAAGUUACCAACUCAUUUAGUAAAAUGUAAGAUUUCUUUAUAAAAAUUUCAAUUUCUAAUAUCGAAGUCAGAUAAUUUUUCUUGAACUUUUAUUUUGGAACAGAUGUUUAUUUCGGAUUUAUUAAAGUGUCAACUUUGCAUUAUAGAAUUGAACAUGACGUAAAUUGAGAGUUUCUGAGUUUUCUAUAGAAAAUUUAUGCUACCUCUCAUCUCUUCACAUACAAAGAAGCAACUUUUAAUGAAGACUUGAGGUGAAAAUUUUAAUUUUAGCAUUUUGCAUUACAUGAUGAAUGGAGAAUAUUAAAGGACUUUGAACAUUUUAAUAAACUUACAGUGUUUCUGUUUUCAAAUAGAGGUAUUAAUUUUGUGGGUAUACAUUAAAUUCUCCCCAAAAUUCUCAGACUUGAAUCAGAUAAUGUGGCUUACAACCAUCGUUUUUGUUUUUAAGUUUUAACAUUAUCUUUUCAGUAUUCAUUUAAAACAAGUCACCAUGACUUUGAAUAUAUUCUCAUGGAGAAUUUAUUUCAAUGAUUAUACAAAAGAAUUUCAGAAUUUAAACUAGUGAGCAUACUUUAGCUUUAGACAGCUAACAUUAUUUGUCCCAAAUUUAAAAUCUUAUCAGUUGCAUUGAAAGUUAUUAAUUCUUUAGAAUAGUCUUACCUGUGUAAGUUGAACCAGGUUUGUUUCAUUAUGUUUUGGAUCUGCUUGUGCCCCCACCCCCCUAUUUUAUACCAUCUGUGCCCUGUGCAGUUGGGGACCCUUUCACAUCUGGCUACAAGCUGGUGUAAUGCCCUUCCUUUUGAUCUGGCUUCAUCUAGUGAUUUGCUCAGUAUUUUUAAGGUCAGACUGAAAACUUUUCUGUUCUAGUUAUUUUUGAUUUUAUAUUGUGUGUUGUGUUUGAUAUUCAGAUACAUGUGAAAGUUGCUUCUAUAAGUCAGUAUUUUUUAUUCCAGCCUUUUGCAGCAAUAAGGUAAGACUAGACUAUACUUUUCUUACUUGAAAAGGUAGUGAUUUAUGUGUUUAGUGCAAAUGUUUAGACUGUUGCAAUUUUCUAAUUUGGGACUAUAUUGCUAUGAAUUUGUGCUGCUUCAUUUUUCAAGGUAGUAGUUCACAGGGUUUGUUUAAGUGUUAGUCUGUAGAACUUUAUUUUGAGAUCUUUUGUAAUCUGUUGCUACUAAUUCUUGUUCUGUAUUGAGGUUCUUAUAGUAUAGAAAUGUCAUUUUCAUCCUCCAGUUUAAAAAAUUCAUGCAGUUUAAUCAACCACAUCACUUAAUCAUUAUUAGAUCCCCAGUGUGUGUGUGUGGUGAUUAGGAUAACCCUGUUUAUUCCAACACAUAUUAAAAGUUUCUGUCCAACAACUCUGAUAUGUAUGAUGCUGCUAGCAUGGAGUCUGGCGCUUAGUAGGUUAUCUGGUAUUCUGAUGGGGAGUAACUAUUUUUAUUUUUACACUUCCUUGUUGAACACAUUGAUAAUAGGGCUCAUCUGGGUCUCUCAGAAAACACAUCCUGCUUAUUUUAAUUCUUUUUCUUUACCCUCUACUAAGAAUGGUUUUGUUUUAGAAUAAGUCAAUUACGCUCGUUGCUCUUUUGUGCUGCAAUUUGGCCGUGAGAUUCAGUUGUCCCCUGUUUCGGCAAGUAAAGUGAGUUUACUCCUCCUUUCUGGCUGUCUCAUAUAUUCCUUUAAAAACAAACAACGCGUACCAACAAACUCUUCUUCCUUUCAUCUGCAGACUUUCCUAUCUCUCCCUGCAGAAACAAGCAAUUCAGGAUUUCGUGUGUGAUGCCUAGUUAAUUUUAACACAGCGAAUUUAAUGAAAUCGCUGAAGAGCAGGGCAUAACACUGGGAAGGCUUUACAAUUUCAUAAUAUUUCCCGCUCAUAUUUGCAUCUGAUUACUGCCACCAUGCAUUCUGUGUGUACUUCAUCAUCUAGUCAUUAUUGAUGCACUUUUUGGAAUGUGUUCUUGGUUGUUCUAUUAGCAUAGGUUCCUCUGCAUUGUCACCUAACGUCGUUUUCCUGGAAGCCAUGACCAUGCAUGCCUUUUCUUCCUCAGUGAUCCUUUUACUGCAGUAACUGCUGUUAAAUAACUUUUAACUGCUUUUCAUUAAUGAAUGUAUAAAACAAUCUCUGGAAUCCUACAGGACGAUGGUCUUUUGUUAUAUAAAGAAAAGAAAAAACAGUAGCAUUUACAAGGGCCAGCAAGUUAAAAUAUAUGUCAUUAAAAUAUGUUUCUAUUUCCCAUCA